AUGAAAUCUUAUGAGUACAAAUCUUGCACUGCCGCUUCUGAUGGCUGGUUGCCAUGUAAAAAAAAAAAAAAAAAAAAAACAACAACAACAACAACAACAACAAAAACAACAACAACAACAACAACAACAACAACAACAACAACAACAACAACGAUAGCAACGACAGCAACGAUAACAACGACAGCAACGACGACAACGACGACAACGACAACAACGACGACAACGACGACAACGACGACAACGAACAACGACAACAACAACAACAACAACAACAACAACAACAACAACAACAACAACAACAACAACAACAACAACAACAACAACAACAACAACAACAACAACAACAACAACAACAACAACAACAACAACAACAACAACAACAACAACAACAACCCAACUAUCACUCUGGCCCACGUGCAUUUGUCAAUGCAUCCCCUAGGAACCCUGGUGUUCAUCAUGUCAGUGGUACUUCCCGUUGUCCGUCCAAAACUCGCUUCCCCUUUCGUCCGCCACGAUUUCUAG
Closterium sp. Yama58-4 is the source of this 522-nucleotide messenger RNA. The record is from the annotation of a GenBank genome assembly. Lineage: Eukaryota; Viridiplantae; Streptophyta; Zygnematophyceae; Desmidiales; Closteriaceae.